UUCGGAGGCUCCGAGCUGAUUCGUGACUUUCGGGGAUUAAAUGGCCACCAGAAAGCUGUGAGAACAGACCGCGCGCGAGCUCGACCUCGACUUUCUUCUUCUGGUGUUUUCUGAGGCGGGACGAUGUCUGCGGAGGUGGACGCGUUGCUGCAGGAGGCCAAAGAAAGCAUCGAGGCGGCCCAGAACUACCGCAGUGAACUGCAGCAGCGCCUGAAUGGGCUGAACCAGGCCCGCACACAGGUCCAGGGCAGCUCCAGUCAGGCCCGCGAGGCCCUCCGGCGCCACUUCUCGGAGCUGCAGGCGGCGGCGAGCCGUCUGCUGUCGGACCGGUGCGACGCCCUGCUGGCCGAGGUGGAUGCCAUCGAGGCGGACAGCGUCAAACCGCUGGACGACUGCCAGAGCCUCAUCGAGCACGGCGUGGGCCAGGCCGACGAGCUGCUGAGGGAAGGGGAAGCGGCUCUGCGGUGCGGCCUCGGGGAGAAGGAGGACAAACUGGGCAGCUUCACCAAGAAGGCCAUGCAUAUCCAACUGGACAGCCUGCCCGAGGUGCCGGCGCUGGUGGACGUGCCGUGUGUCUCCGCCCAGCUGGACGACUCCCUGCUGGGCCUCCUGAGGGACCGGGUGUCCCGCCUCGGCUCCGUCUCCUCCCGCCCGCCGGUCCAGAUCGAGGAGCUGCAGGAGAGGCCGGGCAGCAUCCUGGUCCGCUGGUGUAAGGUGGACGAGGACUUCGCGGCGGCGGAUUAUCGGAUGCAGCACCGGCGCUCCGGCGGCGGGAAGAGCCAGUACGAGGACGCCUACAUCGGUCGGGACUCCGACUUCCUGGUCCUCCACCUGGACCCGCACACGGACUACCUGUUCAGGGUCUGCGCUCGCGGGGAGGGGCGCACCGAGUGGAGCCCCUGGAGCGUCCCGCAGACGGGGUACACCACGCUGGCGCCGCACGAGUGGCGUCCGGGCUCUGACGGCUACAUCCUGAGCAGCAGGAGGAACAUCGCUCUGCGCAGUGACUCCGCCCCCCCGCGCUGCCCUGUCCUCUAUUCCAACGCACCCACCUACUUCUGUGGCCAGACGCUCACCUUCAAGAUGGCGGCGGCCGGUCAGAUGGAUCGGAGGGACAGUCUCGGCGUGUGCGUGGACAACCGCAAAGGGGCGGAGUCUCUGCAGAGAGACCAGGCCGUCUGCAUCUCCACCAACGGCGCCGUGUUCGUCAACGGGAAGGAGAUGACCAACCAGCUGCCGGCGGUGGCGUUGGGCUCGUGCGUGACCUUUGACAUGGAGCUGGUGAACCUGCUCCCCGUGGGCGGCGGCGGCCUGAGUGACGGAGGCCACUUCAAGCUGAGGGUCACCAUCGGCUCCGGCAGCCGGGAGGUGGUGUUUGAUUGGCUGGUGGAGCAGGCCGUGGACUGCCUCUUCUUCGGCUGCUCCUUCGGCCACUCGGGCUGGAAGGUUCUGGUGUUUUAACGGAUCCUCCUCUUUAUUUUUUUAUUUUUUUAUCUGCUGGAGUUUUCCUCGUCUGUUGUUUGUUUGUUGACUUUGGAAAUAAUCCGUUUGUUGUCCUCCCAGAAUCUCAGCAUCCGGGUCGCCAGCUUCUCCCAGUAUUUGUCUGUGAUUCACCGGAUCUCCUUUUCGAUGCCGCGCUAGUAUUACGGCCUUUUUAAGGUUUUUCUUCUUUUUUAAUAACAGAAAAAAAAUGGGGCUCAAAUUUACAAGAAAAUAAAACGUGGAUAUUCUUUGACGUUAUAGAUUUGCUGGAAAAGUUUGUUUUAUUUUAUAACUACUAAUAUAUUUAAUACAUUUAGCACUUUUUGCAUUGUUCGUUUAACAAAAAACACAAUUGAAACGCAAACCCUUCCGGAGGAGAUUUAAAGGGACAGUACGCCCAUGAAACGCAAACUGGCCGGAGGAGAUUUAAAGGGACAGUACGCAUCCGUGUAUUACGAGAGUCCGCUGUAUGUGAAAAGAGCUCGGUGCCUCUGAUGUAGUACCCCGAUAACACCACAACUAUCCCUUUAAAUGGCUCAAAGACCCCCCCACCCCACCCCACCGCUUCCUGCUUCAGUCUUUUCGCUCGCUCACAGACAGCUGACUCGUCUGAGCCAAUCAGAAAGCUUGAGGAAUGUUGUGAGUUCCUGCAUGUUUUUAAAAGUAGCGCUUCCUUCGGGUUGUUUUCUUUGAGAUUGAUCUUUUGAAUCUAAAAUCUGCCGUUGUCCUAGCGACGCGCUCGUGGAUUUCUUAACGUUCCGAUAUUCUUGAGUCGCCGAUGAAAUAAAAUGACGUUCAGGACGAGUCGUUUAAUCAUCUUCAAAUAAUCCAUUCAAAAGAAAUCUGUUAGGAGCUCCAGGAUUUAUUCUUUGCCAUUUUCUCUCCAUCAAAACAACAACAGGAGGCGUUUGUUGACGUUGUGGAGCAGCGGUGCAUCAUGGGAGUUGUCUUCAUCCUUACAUUUUCUUUAGAAACUAAAAACUAAACUCUUGAGUAAAAUAAAGUGUUCUUUCUGCCUCUAAAAGAUAAACCUGCUCUUUAGACUUUGAGCUUAACUUUUAAAGCCGAAGACGUGAACUUUACUUUUUAUUUUUAAACAUUGGAGCUGCUGAUGAACAUUUAUCUGGAGGAGAAGUUACUACUGGAGAGUUUACAGAGUUCACCGGAGGAAUAUCAAGAGGCUUGAUUUGAAAACAGAUUCACACGGUUUGGAUUAAAGUUCUUCUUUUGGAUUUUAAACUCGUUUUGUGGAAUAUUUUAACUGUUGAUAUGUUCUUAAUGUUGAUGAAUCCGCCAGUACGACAAAAAGUACGAAAUUACAGUCUUCAAAUGUCUCACUUUGUUAAUCCACGUCUGAGCCGAGGCUAACGUUCCCCCCCGUUUCCAGUGUUUGUGCUAAGCUAACUGUGAUAAAGCGUAAUGUAUUAUUACGUGUUGUUAUUUUGGGGAAGUUUCUCAUGAAUGUAUUUCCUCUCGGAGACGGUUCGGAACCAGCGCCCCCUGCUGGUCAAACCGCUGCUGUCGGGGAUGUUGUGUUCAAUAAAGGUCAAAGAUGUUGAGACAGGAA
Pseudoliparis swirei is the source of this 3049-nucleotide messenger RNA. RefSeq names its product cytokine receptor-like factor 3 (gene crlf3). The transcript is spliced from 10 exons. Gene Ontology annotation, molecular function: protein binding. The record is from RefSeq and is a predicted model, not a curated record. NCBI's taxonomy places the organism in Eukaryota, Metazoa, Chordata, Actinopteri, Perciformes, Liparidae. The coding region runs from base 124 to 1461 and encodes 445 amino acids.